This is a messenger RNA of Symbiodinium sp. CCMP2592, 300 nucleotides long. The record is from the annotation of a GenBank genome assembly. NCBI's taxonomy places the organism in Eukaryota, Dinophyceae, Suessiales, Symbiodiniaceae.
AUGUCCUUCAAGUUCGGGUUCACGCAUGACCCAGUGUUUCGGUGGGCGAACCCGACCUAUGGCUAUGCAGUGUGUGUGCAGAAGUACGAUAGGAUGGACAUCCUUUAUGCUGCGAGUGAUGCUGUGGGACCUGGGUUCCUGGAAGCCGCAUUGGUGAAUCUUUACAAAGGACGAAGUGGCUGCCACAACGAGAACCUGGGUGGGGACACGAUGCCGAAAAAUGCAAGCUUGAGUGGGCCGUACUUUACAUAUGUCGUUUCCAGAUCUUUCAAGCAUCCGCCGCCGAUGAAAGGAUUGUAG